UUCCAGAAAUCUAAAGUCUGAAAAGUUCAGAGUCUUCCUCCUGCUCUCUUGGUUUGAUCUUGCUUCAUUGCUUUUUCGUAUCUCGUUGCUGUUACCCUGGUUUCUCCUUGGGGUCUCUCUUACCCUUGAUUUUCCUCUGUUUUCUCACUCUUGAUUUUCUCUUGCGCUUUCUCUUCUUUGUUGUAUUCUUUUUCUGUUGGUCCCAUGCUAAAUCAUUCUGAUCUCCGUGUUUAGCCAUCGCUUUAUCUGGGUUGAUCCGCUGUUCUUCUUAUCCAUAAAAAAAAUCUUCAUUUUCUUUUGCCAAUAAAAAAAAAACUUCAUUUUUCUCUCCUCUCCUUGUUCUCUUGUUCCAGCUCCUCUUCAUUUUUCCUUCCUUGAUUUCCCCUAAAAUGGCUGGAAUCAUUCUAAUGCCGGUUGCAAAACUGAUCCUUGGCAAGGCAUCCGACUUGGCCAAGGAGCAGAUUGGACUGUUGUGGAAUUUCAGACGCGAGCUCAGCAAAUUCGAGGCCACCGUCUCCACCAUCCAGGCCGUGCUCCGUGAUGCUGAAGAGAAGCAGGCCCACAGUCACCAAGUCAAAGACUGGCUCGAGAAGCUCUCAGAAGUCAUGUAUGAUGCCGAAGAUUUGCUCGACGAUCUCGCUACUGAGGCUCGCCGGAAGGCCGUGGUAGCAGCUACAACAGAUGAUGCUGGUGGCAGGAGGAGGAUGUCAGCAACGACUUGUUGGAGUGUGGUAUGCUUCCUGUUGUCGUCACUUCCCAAGCAAUUGGUAUACGACCUCAAGAUGGCUCAUGCUAUCAAGGCCAUCAGGGAGAGGCUUGACGAUAUAGUGAAAGACAAAGACGCCUUGCAUCUGGAAGUUGAUACUACUGAGGAAGAAACUCUUCCUUCCAGGGAGACUGAUUCCUGCCCGCCCAAGAUUGUGGUUGGGAGGGAAGAUGACAAGAAGAAUAUUAUUGAGCUACUGCUGAAUCAUCAUAGUGAAGCCAACAUUUCAGUUGUCCCAAUCGUUGGGAUGGGUGGGCUGGGAAAAACUACUCUUGCUCAGCUUGUGUUCGAUGAUGAUCGAGUGAAAGGUCACUUUGAUAUCAAAGCUUGGGUCUAUGUUUCACAGAGCUUCGAUGUCAAAGUGAUUCUCGGAAAGAUGCUGCGAUCCAUAAACUGUGGAAGCCAAGCAGGUGUUGAUUUGGAUGUUUUGCAAACUCGCGUUCGAGAAGCAAUCAAAGGCAAGAGGUUUUUAUUUGUAUUAGAUGAUGUGUGGGAAGAAACCGACAGAAGUUGGGAGACUUUGGGAAAAUAUUUGAUGUUUGGUGCUGCUGGAAGCAAAGUGUUGGUGACUACUCGAUCCACAAAAGUGGCGGAGGUUGGUGGAGGAGCUCUGAAGUCGAGAACAAGUACAAGCAUUGUAGAGCCUUAUAACUUGAAAGGCUUGUCAGAAGAAGAGUCUUGGAACUUGUUGGUGGAAAAGGCCUUCCCAAGAAAAGUUCCUCAAGAAUCACAACUGCAAAAAAUUGGUAAAAAUAUAUUGAGGAAGUGUGAUGGAGUUCCUCUAGCUGUGAGCACCGUAUCUGCUGUGUUAGUAUAUUCUAAAGAUCCAAACAUCGAGUGGCCAUCUUUUCUACAAAAAAGCCUUUCGAGCAUCGCAAAAGAAGGAGAAGAGGAUCCUACAAUGUCAGCUCUCAAACUAGGUUUCAAUCAUCUCCCUUCCUAUAUGAAGCAUUGCUUUGCUUAUUGUAAAAUGUUUGGCAAGGGUGAGGAGAUCCCUAUAAAAACUGUGGUUCAACUUUGGGUAGCACAAGGGUACAUUGAGUCGGAAGAUAGAGGUUUUGACUGCUUCAAAACAUUAUGGUGGCGAUCAUUCUUCCAAGAGGUGCAAAUGGAUGGGCUGGGCAAUAUGUCAACGUUCACAAUGCACGAUUUGAUGCAUGACCUCGCUUGUUGGAUAGCUGGAGAAAAGAUCAUAGCAACUUCAAGUUUAACGAUUCUAAAAAAUGUUCCUUCAAAAACCCGUCACUUGUUCGUAACGGCUGGUCGUGAUGAUGAUCAGAGAGAAGAUCAUGGUGGUGAUGGUCUGGGAAAUGCAAGCAAGGUGCGAAGUCUUGCACACCUGGAGUAUCUUACAAGCAAAGAAGUUCAACAAGUCAUUAACAACUUCAUACGGUUGCGCACACUACUAUUUUUUUGUGAAGAUCAAGACUCAAACGAUGAGGACAGGUCAAUUUUUGAUGCUUUUACUUCAAUUAAUUUUUAUAAGUUGAAGCAUUUAAGAUUGCUUUAUUUCAGUUGCGAGGGAAGGAAAGAACUUCCAAACUCAAUUAGCAACUUGGUUAAUCUGCAAGUACUGGGACUCAUUGACAUCGGGUCACUGAAAGAACUACCAAAGGGUAUUGAGAAGCUUGUUAAUUUGAAGCAUUUGGAGCUCAAAGCAGACGAAGCAGGACAUAUAACCCAUAUGCCAAAAGGGAUUGGGAAGUUGAAGUUUCUCCAAACGCUACCAAUUUUUGUAGUCAGCAAGAAGAACGGUUGUAUUAGUAAUGACAAUACAGUUGGGGCUGAGUUGGAUGAGCUGAAAGGGUUAAAUGCAUUGUGUGGAGAGUUAGCAAUUAAAGGCCUAGGAAAUGCUGAAUCUCCAAGAACAGAUGUUUAUGUCUUGAAUGAAAAGCUACAUCUCCAGUCACUUGUUUUAGAUUGGAGCAGAGAUGAUGACAUUGGCGACGAUGUUCAUGAUGUUACUUCCUUGUCUAUUCAUGAUGAAGGGAUAUUGGAAAUGCUGAAGCCACACUUUAAUCUGAAGAAGUUGGCGAUACAAAGAGGUUAUGGAGGGGUGAAGAUUCCUAACUGGUUGUCUGGCCUCACCAAUUUGGUUGAGUUCUCAUUACAAGAUUGCGAGCAAUGUGAGUAUCUCCCCCCGCAAAUUCAUAAAAUGCCGAGUCUGAAGAGGCUUACAAUUGUAAAUUGCCCGCUGUUGAAGGGCAUCGAUGAUGAUGGCUAUCAUCGUGAUUCUUCACCGAUAGAGGAAGAAGAUUGCGAGUGGCCUCGGUUUUGUUGUCUUACCGACUUGAGCAUUAAGCAUUGCCCAAGGCUAACUCGGUUGCCCACUUUCCCUACCGUUGAAGGCGAGUUGGAGUUGGUUGCGGUGAGCUUAGCACUAUUAGCUAGGACUAUGAAGACGAAGAUGAGGGGAGGAGGAGGUGUUGGUUAUACGGAUGAAUUCGAUACAAAUAUCCAUUCUCUUCGUACGUCUUCUUUUUCGGCAUUGGUCCACUCACUCUCCAAGCUUACCAAGUUGAGAUUAAAGAGAAUCGAUGACGAUUUCGAAUCCCUAUCAUAUCAUGAUUCGAGCAGUUGUCUCGUUUCUCUUCAGGAGUUGAGAGUUGAGGGAUGUCGUACAAGGGUAAAGCUUCCUAGUUCACUGUGUUCCAGUGUGAGCUUGAAGGUGAUUCAGUUACAAGGUUGUCAGAUGGUAGAGUACUUGCCACCCCUACAUGGACUCCCAUCCUUGAAAGAACUAACUAUUAUUAACUGUCCGAAUCUGAAGGGAUGUUGGUGGAAGAAAAGGAAGGGGAAUAAUGAUAAUUACGGCAAUGGUGGUGAUGAUGAUUAUUACAACUUUGAUCCUUCAAUGGAAGGAGGGGAAGAGGAAAGGGAAGAUGAGGAGUGGCCCCGUUUCCCUUGUCUUUUGGAAUUGAAGAUUCUAGAUUGUCCAAACCUGACUCGGAUCCCUCUGUUUCCAACGGUUGAAAGGUUGAAGCUAAUAGAUACCAGCUCAAAGGCGCUAGUGCGGACAAUGAAGAUGCAAGUGGCGGGAGCAGUUCAUCAUGAUUCUCGGCAAAAUUCCACUACAACAGCAACUACGUCUCCUUCUUCCCAGAGGACAGCGCUGGAUAGACCGCUAUCUAACUUGGAAAUUUUGGUUCUUUCGGGAAUUGACGAACUGGAAUUUCUACCAGAAGAAGUCCUCUGCAACCUCACUUCUCUCCGUGAUUUGAAGAUUUACUUUUGUCUAAGAUUAGCAACUCUGCCUCCAGCAAUGCGGCACCUCACCUCUUUACACAGAUUGGAAAUUCGGGGGUGUCCUGAGUUGACAAUAAGAUGCAGAAAGGGUGAAGGCGAAGACUGGCCCAACAUUUCCCACAUCACUUGGAUAACACUGGACUGAACUAGUCUCCAAGGUUAAUCAAAUCAUCGUGUCCUUAUCACUAGCAUUUAUCUGUUUUCUUUUCCAAUUAGCCUACUAGAUUAUUUCACCGAGUCUUUUACAUGGCCGUGUGUUCUCUCCGUAAAUGGUCGAGUCUCUGUGAAUCCUAGUGGAUUCUUCAAUUCCAUUUCACUCAUUUAGGAUCCACUCUCAGCAACAUAUCAUUCUUCUUGUUGCUACUAAUAUUCCGGUUGUGAUUCUGUGUAUGUAUAUGGUAAUUUCUACGUUGCACCUACCAAAAUGAUUGCAAGGCUAAAAGUAAGCUUUGAUCAUAGAAUUUUAAAUUUUAAUUGCUCGAACUAGUCUGCUAAGAUAAUCUAGAACUACAACUAAUCCAUUGCCUUUUUUUUUUAAAUCCUAACUCUUACAUUCUAAACCCUAAGCCACCAACUCAAAAUCAUUAAAAUAAUAGUAAAUUUUAAAUAAUUUAUGUGUAUAUUUGUCCAUCUUCUGUUUUAUUGUAUUGCAAUAAAAAAUUGUCAUAAGUUUGCCUUGAAUUAGCUAGCUUAAAAUGGCGAUAUCUGGUGUUUUGAAUGUACGUGGACAAAUUAAAACUCUUAACCAUAGUUUUUAGGAAUUAGAGAAUAAGGGUGUAAGGUUCAUAAUUCAGGCUAGCAUAUCCUAAAUGUUGAUCUAUUCAUGCUCUAAUUUAUCCACAUCUCUGUCAUUACUGUCUGAUUUAAUCCCCUUGCUGACAAAGUUGAGGUUUUCUUCACUGUAUAUGUACCCCAAAUCUAAAGUGAGACGAUGAUAGCAGCUUCUGUGUACAAGUUGACGAAGAGCGACCGUGAUAGUGUACAACCAGGAAACUCAUCGUCUACAUGCAUAACAUACAGACAGGUAGCGGAAUUUAUAUCUCUUUGUCAGGAAAGGUGGUUCUGCUGUGCAAUCUUUGCUUAUAAUGGAUGUUCAGGUUGCAGACCAGCGGUAUUACCACUAGAUCAAGCACAUGUUCACGAUCAAGGUUAAAUGUUAUAUGAUCUUAAGCGCACGCCCUCCUGUGUUUGAUAUGAAACCAGCUUGGUGGUCUCUUAAUUGCUUUUUAUGCUGUGUGCUAACAGGGGGCUCAUUCCUGAAGGGAAGCUGGACGCUUCCAACACGCCGUAUUAUGAGCCGUUCACUGAAGACGUGAGAGCUGAGAUCGAGAGAGAAGGCUCGUUUGCUGUGGAUCGACUGGAGAUCAUCGUGAUCCCAUGGGAUGGGUGUAAUGGAGAAGGAACGCAGCAUGACAGGGCAACCACGGCGAGGAACAUGGGGAAGGCGAUCAGAGCGGUGGACGAGGCGAUGAUUCAGAGCCAUUUCGGUGGAGGAGAUGCGGAGUUUAUGGACCGUUUGUUUCAGAAGUUUAGUCCCAAAAACAGACAGUAAGGAGCACAACCAGACAUUUCUCAGAUACAAGAUAUGUACAAGGAGCCAAACGUGACCUUUGCUUCAACCAUGUUCUUCUGUGCUUUCUUUUGCAGAAUCUAACAUAUUGAUGAAGAGGAGAGCCCUCCCAUUAUUGGCAGAGUGUCCAAGAACACAUUUUGCAGCAACAAGUUUUACUGUCUGUAAGGCGUAAGCUACCAACCUGAAUAACGACGUUUAAUGAGGUUUGGUGUUCGAAACCGGUAAUAUACCCGAAAAUGUUUUUCAGGACAUCUUCUUUUGUCUAUUUUUUUUAACGAUUUUCCAAACCCUAUAAUUUAUUACCAACACUUCCAUUUCGCGUCGUCUUCUCGGUGCCUGCAGCUUAGUCUCGUUGCCGCCGGUGCCGUCCUUCUUCUGCUCGCCCUACCUCCGCCAUCAUCACUUCCUUGAGAGCUGCUGCAGCUUCAGGAGCCGCCAGAAUAAGAUACGAAACCCAGCAACUUCACACAAAAAUAGCAAUCUUCCAUUCUUCAAGUAAUUUCCACUUGAAGAAUGGAAAUUAUGUGUGUGUGCACAAUGCACGAUUUGAUGCAUGACCUAGCUUGUUGGAUAGCUGGAGAAAAGAUCAUGCCAACUUCAAGUUUAACGAUUCUAAAAAAUAUUCCUUCAAAGACCCGCCACUUGUUCGCAACGGUUGGUGAUGAUGAUGAUAAGAGAGAAGAAGAUCAUGGUGGUGAUGGUAUGGGAAAUGCAAGCAAGGUGCGAACUCUUGCAUACUGGGGUUAUCUUACAAGCAAAGAAGUUCAACAAGUCAUUAACAACUUCAUACGGUUGCGCACACUAGUAAUUUAUUGCAAAGAUCAAGAGUCAAACGAUGAGGACAGGUCAAUUUUGGAUGCUUUUACUUCAAUUAAUUUUUAUAAGUUGA
Linum trigynum is the source of this 6474-nucleotide messenger RNA. The record is from the annotation of a GenBank genome assembly. NCBI's taxonomy places the organism in Eukaryota, Viridiplantae, Streptophyta, Magnoliopsida, Malpighiales, Linaceae.